Polyodon spathula (Mississippi paddlefish) is the source of this 3405-nucleotide messenger RNA. RefSeq names its product muscleblind-like protein 1. The transcript has 13 exons. The record is from RefSeq and is a predicted model, not a curated record. NCBI's taxonomy places the organism in Eukaryota, Metazoa, Chordata, Actinopteri, Acipenseriformes, Polyodontidae. Gene Ontology annotation, molecular function: metal ion binding. The coding region runs from base 1029 to 2303 and encodes 424 amino acids.
CGUGGUUGUAUAGUUUUCUCUUAUAGGGUAGAGUUUUACCGUUUGGGGCGAAAAAAAGUAUGCAGAACUGCAGUCUGUUGUUAUGGUAACUGCAGCGAAUAACUAAUUUGAUGUGGUAAGACCUAUAGAGUUUGAAGAGUACAAUUAUUCAGGUCUUUCACAGCUUCCUCUUCAGCCAGGUCAUCAUCCCCAAAAUAAGAAAAAGGAUGUUGUAAUUAGCCCAGAAUGCACUGCAAGCUCUAGCACUUGAGUGACUGGUUUACUAAGUUAUCUAAGCAGCCUCUAAGAAUAAUCAACAUAUCAAUUGCAGGCAGGUUGGUACUAAAGAAGUGCCUUUCCUGACGUCUCUGCUGCUUGGAACCGCUUCUAGAGCAGUCACUGCUUUUGCCUUGCUUGCUGCCAGCUAGACUGCAACGACAGCACAUCUACUCUCCAGCUCUAGUCCAGCCGCCCCCACCUGUACCUCGAAUUGGGCAAACACAUCCUCAGUAUCCAGGCAUCGCCUUUUAACUGCUGCUUUACUGUACAAACAAACCUUUUUUUUCUCUCUCUUUAAGAAAACGUAAGAAGAUUUACUGCCAUUAAAUUGACAAGGUUAGGUUUCGAUUGUUGCUGUACACUGCUGCACUGUCUAUGCCAAUCUGAUCAAUAACGAUUGCACCGUAUAUCCCAGUUGCCAAGUCAGCUGUGGGGAGAUUACCUUUCAGACAACUCUACUGGAAGCAGUUCGAAAAGCCAGUGUCAGCAAACCGUCUGCCACAUUUCCAUGCUUAUGUUAGGCUCCAGUUUGGGCUCAAAGAUAGUUCAGACCAGAUUGUUUGAUAUACGUCUAUUCACUGCUGAUAUUAUUGCUUUAAAAUUACUUUUUUAAGUAAUUUGUUUUUAGGUUUGACAGAAGACACCUCUGAAACAAAGAAAUAAUACAAAAGUAUUUUUAGGUAACAUUUUUAUUCAAUUAAACAUACCACAGAUUGCCUAGAGAUUUUUAUUUUCGAUUUUUCAAUUUCAACCACCUACACAUUUCGAACAUGGCAGUCAAUAUCGCUCAAAUGAGGGACACAAAAUGGCUCACCCUGGAAGUGUGUAGAGAGUUCCAAAGAGGGACUUGCUCUCGGCCAGACACAGAAUGUAAAUUUGCACAUCCUGCGAAAAGCUGCCAAGUUGAAAAUGGAAGAAUAAUCGCCUGCUUUGACUCUUUAAAAGGCCGCUGCUCACGAGAAAACUGCAAAUAUCUGCAUCCUCCUCAACACUUAAAAACACAGUUGGAGAUAAAUGGACGCAAUAACCUAAUUCAGCAGAAAAAUAUGGCUAUGCUAGCCCAGCAGAUGCAGCUUGCCAACGCCAUGAUGCCUAGUACUCAGUUACAACCUAUGAUAGACCGUUUGCUUAUUCACCCUGAAUCUUCAUACAAUUCGUCCCCCCGUUUCUUUCAACCAAUGUUCUCUGUCGCCCCAAGCCUAGCCACCAAUGCGGCAGCAGCUUUCAACCCCUACAUGGGGCCAGUGUCUCCAGGCUUACUCCCAGCUGAGAUGAUGUCUACUGGUCCAAUGCUGGUAACAGGGAACCCUGCUGUCCCAGGUCCUGCCGCUGCAGCUGCUGCUGCUCAGAAACUAAUGAGGACAGAUAGACUGGAGGUUUGCCGGGAGUACCAGCGCGGAAACUGCACAAGAGGUGAAACUGACUGCCGGUUUGCUCAUCCCUCUGACAGCACGAUGAUUGAUACCAAUGACAACACAGUCACAGUGUGCAUGGAUUACAUAAAAGGGAGAUGCUCCAGGGAAAAGUGUAAAUAUUUCCACCCGCCUGCACACCUGCAGGCCAAGAUAAAAGCCGCGCAGCACCAGGUCAAUCAGGCUGCAGCCGCACAGGCAGCAGCCACCGCCAUGACUCAGUCGGCUGUCAAAUCACUGAAGCGACCCCUCGAGGCAACCUUUGACCUGGGAAUCCCUCCAGGUGUACUCCCCCCAUUACCAAAGAGACCCGCACUUGAAAAAACCAAUGGUGCCACCUCAGUGUUUAAUACUGGUGUUUUCCAAUACCAACAGGCCCUUGCCAACAUGCAGUUUCAGCAACAGGCUUUCAUCCCUUCAGGCUCAAUAUUGUGCAUGACACCGGCAUCAAGUGUUGUUUCCAUGAUGCACGGCGCCACGCCCUCCUCUAUGUCUGCAGCAUCAUCGUCUGCCACAAGUGUGCCCUUCGCUGCAGCAGCCUCAGCCAACCAGAUUCCCCAAGAAUACAUGCAUUUGAUACCCAUAAUGUCUGCAGACCAUCUGACUAGCCACAAGUAUGUUACUCAGAUGUAGAAGUCUCUUCACAGAACAAUCAUACUAAAGAUAAAAGUGUGCUGGUAUACAGUAAAAAGUGUCAUCGGUCAUGUAAAAAUACAUCAGAGACCUCAUCCCCUCAGCAGGAGAAGUUGACACAAUGCAUGCUAACACCACAGGACAGAGGGCAGAAGACCUGGGCAUACAAAUAUCACACACUGACAAGUAUAUUCUCUGUAUCUUUUACUAAUCUUAAAGUUGAGGGGGGACUGUGUUACUGUCCACUAUACAUCACUGUCUGCCUUUUCUACUAUCGUUGUAUGCAUACAUUUCAAUACAUAUGCAUAAAUAAUCCAUUACCGUACAGGUCUAGUCCACCGAAAAGGUAGACCAUGAUGUAGUUAUCAUGUCUAACAUUGGUUCAUCUGUAGACCAAGAAAUAAUUCUGUUUUUUUUUUUUGUUUUGUUUUUUUUUUAAUUCUGAUAUAUUUCUUUCAUGGUUUACAAAUAACAAAGGUGCACCUUGUAUUUAAAAAAAAAAAGAAAAAAAAAAGAAAAUGCCAUUAUAGAUGAGAGUCGAUUGUGCAUGCAUAGUGUUUUGUGUGUAAGGGUUAUAUUUUUAACGGAACAGAUUGUAAGAGGAAGUAAAGGAAGUAUCUGACAGAGAUGAAUGUGCUGAGCAAAACCACAACUGUGUAUAUUAUAAAGCACAACAUGGCUUUAAGUACCAUGUUAUAGGAUACACAUUAAGUGCCAUAGACUGUACAUCCAAACUAGAGUAUUAUCCCUGCAGUGUUAUUGUGUUUAUCUUAUGAACGCCACUUUUUUUUUUUUUUUGCUACUGCUAGUGCUAACUAUGUAGAGGGCACCAUUAAGGUCUCAGUGUCAAAAACGUCUCAGAAAUGGUAUCUUUUCUUUAAGAUUUAAAACAAUUCAAAUCACCUACUUACAGCUGGCAUGACGUGAACAUUCGUACGAUAAUAUGAUGUAGUUUAUUAUACUGUAGUACUUAUAUAUUGCAUAACAUGCAGUGUUAUUUUUUUCUGUGUUUUAUAUCAUGCCAUUUCUGAGACAAUGAAAGGCAAGAGGGUUUAGGAGGGUUUUUUUAGCCUUUGUCGGAAGUCUUUAGACUAUAAAUGCU